Paramecium pentaurelia is the source of this 1298-nucleotide messenger RNA. NCBI's taxonomy places the organism in Eukaryota, Ciliophora, Oligohymenophorea, Peniculida, Parameciidae. The record is from the annotation of a GenBank genome assembly.
AUGGAUAACAAAUAUAUAGAAGAAUUUGAGCAUUUAGAUUAAGAUUAGAAAAGUUAAAUGUUAAAGAACAUGAAAUAAUUCAUUUUUCAAUUGCAGUUAUAGAUUUAAGAUCUUGAGAAGAGUGCAAUUGAUAUAAUUAUGGAAAAAGAUGAAAAAAUAUAAUAGUUAGAAGCUAUAAUUUAAGCAAAUCAUGGAUCUAGACAAUAUAAUAAAGAUGAUGAAAUUAUGCAACUUAAAAAGUAAAGAAUCUAUUUUAACAUAGUCAUAUCAACGAAUUAAAUUAAAGGAUUGAUGUAAUCUAGAUGAAACAUUUUGAGUAAUUAUAAGAAUAGGAAAGAAAAUGGAACACAUACUUGUUAGAUCAAAUCCAAUAAAGUAGUAAUGAUGGGCAACAAGAAAAAAUAGAAAUGUUAGAAACCUUGCAUUAUUUAGAAGAAAAAGUAUAUUCACUUGAUAGAGAAGUAUUAAAUUCUCAUAUUCUAGUUGGAAAUGAAAGAGAAUUAAUAGAUGUUUGAUAGGAACACAAUCAAUUAGUUAACAAAUAUUAAUUAAUAGUUAUUAGAUGAAAGUUAAGAACUAAACUAACAGUUAAUCAAAAUGUAGAGAUAAAUGGAAUUAAUGAAGGAACAUUUUUAAAAGGAGAAAAAUAGUAUAGAAAUUAAAAUUAAUGUAUUCAUUUCAAUUUAUAAAAGAAAUAAAAUAUCCAAAUAACUUAAAUAUCAAAAUAGGCUUAAUCAUUAAAACUUCAAAAUAAUAAAUUAACAUAAAAUAACAAAGAGCUACUUAAUCAAAUAAAUGAAUUGAAAGAUUAAUUGGAAACUUAUAAUGAAUGUAAAGACAAAGUAUUUUCUGAAAAUUAUUAAUUAUAAUGUACAGCUCAUUCAACUGAUUAAAAUUUAAGAGAAGAUAUCAAUAUAACAGCUUUUGAAUUAUUGGAAGAAAGUUAUGAAGAUAAAGAUCUAACAACACAUUUAAGGAAGGCUUUAGAUGAAAAGUCUGAAUUAUGUAUUUAAUAUGAAGAAUGUCUUCGUUAAUCAACUAAAUAAUUGAAAGAACAAAGAGCAUAAUUACAACUUUUAUAAAAUUAGCUCAAACUUAUAAGAAAAUAAUAGUUUAAUCAAAAGAACCUCAAAGAAUAUAUUUAGAUGUUAGAAAGUGAUUAUUUGGUUUCAAAAUAAUUAUUAUGUGAGAAGGUUGACAAAUAUUAAGAAUAAGUUAUAUUCUUAAGUUAAGAAAAUUAUGAUCUUAAACAAAAAAUAAAAUGUUUCUAAUCUAGAUUACAUAAGAAACUUAACUGA